Suillus subaureus is the source of this 1006-nucleotide messenger RNA. RefSeq names its product Phospholipase/carboxylesterase/thioesterase. The transcript is spliced from 4 exons. The coding region runs from base 167 to 928 and encodes 253 amino acids. Lineage: Eukaryota; Fungi; Basidiomycota; Agaricomycetes; Boletales; Suillaceae. The record is from RefSeq and is a predicted model, not a curated record. Gene Ontology annotation, biological process: protein depalmitoylation. Gene Ontology annotation, cellular component: cytoplasm. Gene Ontology annotation, molecular function: carboxylic ester hydrolase activity; palmitoyl-(protein) hydrolase activity.
GCCGUAUCUCAAUGUUGUAUCGACACGUGGCAGGCAUAGAUCACAGCAUCCUUACCCACCACAUCCUGUCAGUGAGAAUGUGGGCGCAGAGUGGGGUUCAAGUUUCCUACACGUGGCUCUUUUAUGCAGUACACUUUCCUCCUCCAAAACUGUUCUGUCUUGUGAGAUGAUGUCUUUACCACUGACUUUUGUGACCAUAACCCCAAAGACGAAGCACACCGCCACAGUCAUAUUCGCUCAUGGACUAGGAGAUAAUGGCCUGGAGUUCUCAAACAACAAGGAGAUGCGCACGAUCGCAUCCCAGCUUCCACACAUCAAGUGGGUGUUCCCUAAUGCACCUGAGCGCUCCAUUACUGCAUGGAAAGGAGAUACGAGAAGGCAAAGUUCAACUAGGGGCUGGUUUGACGUCUUACGGGAGCCUUUGAUGUACUCGUCGGAACACGAUGACAUUAAGGAGUACGAUGAGGGAAUUAUGCAAAGCGUCAAGCAUCUAGAUGCCUUUAUCCAGUCUGAGAUCAAUUCAGGGGGAUUUGGCCAAGGAGGCGCGAUAUCCCUGAUCACAGGUUUGGGUGAUAGUCAGUGGAGGGGUACAUCCGAUACGAAAGAUGGUUGGAAGUUGGGAGGUAUCAUAUGUCUGGGCGGUUGGCUCCCCAUGCGGGAAAAAUACAAAAAGCGGUUGUCCAUGCACGCAUCUACGAUACCCGUGUUCUGGGGUCAUGGAGUGCAGAAUGAAUCUGUGACCUGGGAUCUGAGCUGGGAGUCAGCCAGGUUCAUAGGAGAUAAACUGGAAGUCAGAUAUGGACAAUAUACGAAGGUGGGAGAAUCGGGCGUAAGCUUUAUGUCGUACGGCGUAGCUCAUUGGAUGGCUGAAUCUGAGAUGGAGGACCUGAGGUUGUUCUUGAAGAAGGUCCUUCCUUGGGAAGGAUAGGGGCGUGUCAAUCUGUUCUGUGUACUGAGACUUUUUUCACACCCUGUUAGAUUGAAAAUAAAAAUUCGUUCAACUUGG